AUGACAACGACCCUCUGUUUAAACAACAACUUGAGACCAACCAUGGAUGUUGAAACAUUCUAUUGUAUAAUCAUUGGAUUAGUGUUUGCACCAGUAUUUUUAGUAUUAAUUAGAUUACUAUACAUUCUUCCUGCAUUAAGAUUACCUCCUUCAACAACAACUCCAAAGAAAUUACUCGAUGCGGCUCAUAUUUCAAUUUUGUUAGGGUCUGGAGGACAUACUGGAGAAAUGAUGAGAAUUGUUUCAAAAAUGGAGAUGCCUAAUGCAACUAGAACAUGGAUUUAUUCAGAUGGGGAUAAUUCUUCUUUAUCUAAAGCAAAAGAAUUUGAAGAGAAGAGAACUACCGCCACUACAAAUUACAUUUCAAUUCCUAGAGCAAGACAAGUGGGUCAAAAUUAUAUUUUAAGUAUUCCAACUACUUUAUACUCAUUUGUUAUUUCAGCAAUCAAAUUAUUAAACCAUAAACCUGAUGUUCUUCUUUUGAACGGUCCCGGUACAUGUGUUCCUGUGGCAUAUAUUUUAUUCUUUUAUAAAUUCUUGGGAUUAUGUAAAACAAAAAUUAUUUACAUUGAAAGUUUGGCUAGAGUGAGUAAGUUGAGCCUUAGUGGGUUAUUAUUAUUACCUAUUAGUGAUAGGUUUAUUGUCCAAUGGGAGAAUUUAUACCACCAGUAUAAUAGAGUAGAAUAUUAUGGUGUCUUGAUAUAG
Messenger RNA from Candida tropicalis MYA-3404, 705 nucleotides. RefSeq names its product N-acetylglucosaminyldiphosphodolichol N-acetylglucosaminyltransferase anchoring subunit. Gene Ontology annotation, biological process: dolichol-linked oligosaccharide biosynthetic process. Gene Ontology annotation, cellular component: UDP-N-acetylglucosamine transferase complex. NCBI's taxonomy places the organism in Eukaryota, Fungi, Ascomycota, Pichiomycetes, Serinales, Debaryomycetaceae. The record is from RefSeq and is a predicted model, not a curated record. The coding region runs from base 1 to 705 and encodes 234 amino acids. The transcript has a single exon.